This is a messenger RNA of Cyphellophora europaea CBS 101466, 1176 nucleotides long. RefSeq lists its product as uncharacterized. The transcript has a single exon. NCBI's taxonomy places the organism in Eukaryota, Fungi, Ascomycota, Eurotiomycetes, Chaetothyriales, Cyphellophoraceae. Bases 1 to 1176 code for a protein of 391 amino acids. The record is from RefSeq and is a predicted model, not a curated record.
AUGCAUCACGGGGGACUCCUUCCUCGGGAGCUCCUCCUCCUAGCCCUCUCCUUUACACUCAUAGCCCCCGCAACCGUAGCAGCCCAGCAGCAAUCAUCACCACAAUGUGACUGCUUCCUCACGUCAGACCCUACCGGCAACAAGCCCACCUUUUUCACACAUCAUUACUUCAUCGACUUCCGCAAUGCCAGCGGCCCGUUCCCAGCACCCCCCAACAUCACCGCCGCCGACACGAGCGGCACCGAAGCCCUGACCUCAUCCUACUUCACCACACCCACAUGGAGCUCCUUCUGGAGCAUCAACAACGCCACGGGCCUCUACAACUUCAGCUCCUCCAGCCACACGCCACAAGUCGCCUCGGCGGGCAACGUCUUCAUCGCCUCCGGCGACGGCGACAACGACGGCGACGACGACUCCUCUUCCCGCAACAACGGCACGUUCCUCGCGCUGCGCACGUCCCGCAACCGCGCCUUCCAGAGUGUGGCGGAGCUGACGUCGCGUGAGACCGACAUGCAGCACCUCAGCGUGCGGGCGCGGCUGCGCGUGCUCGCCAGCAACGACUCGGCCGGCCAGCAGUCGGUCGUCGAGACGGGCGCCGUCUUCGGCCUCUUCACCUACCAGAGCGACACGCAGGAGAGCGAUCUGGAGAUCUUGACCGAUGACGACUCCAGUACCGUGCACUGCAGCAACCAGCCCGACUAUGAUGCCAAGAAGGACCGGCCCGUCGAGGGCGCGAGCAGUGAGGUCGCGAUGCCGGACGGCGUCAAGUGGACGGCGUGGAAUACGCAGCGUUUGGACUGGCUGGAUGGCGUGAGUCGCUGGUGGGUCGAGGGCGUCAAUGUGCUGAACAAGACGGUCAAUGUGCCCAAGAAGCCGAGCGCGGUGGUGUUGAAUCUCUGGAGCGAUGGCGGUGACUGGAGUGGCAAUAUGACCGUCGGGAGGCAGGCUAGGGUGGGCAUCGAGUGGAUCGAGGUGGCGUACAAUGUCAGUCGCGAUAGUGGGCGGGGGUCGUGUAAGGUCGGCUGUUGGAUCGAUGGAGAUCAGGUCAAGGAUGUGGGCGCGCCGGUGCUGGCUUUCAAUUCGACCAUGGAGGGCGCUGCCGCGAGCAGGAGGGUGGUGGCUUCAGAUCUGCUGGCGGGGCUGGUGGGAGUGGUAUUGCUCUUCUCGUUGCUAUAA